Messenger RNA from Galeopterus variegatus (Sunda flying lemur), 3691 nucleotides. It is a transcript of the gene TAF5L, whose product is annotated as TAF5-like RNA polymerase II, p300/CBP-associated factor (PCAF)-associated factor, 65kDa. The transcript is spliced from 5 exons. The record is from RefSeq and is a predicted model, not a curated record. Bases 839 to 2608 code for a protein of 589 amino acids. Lineage: Eukaryota; Metazoa; Chordata; Mammalia; Dermoptera; Cynocephalidae. Gene Ontology annotation, molecular function: transcription coactivator activity; protein binding. Gene Ontology annotation, biological process: regulation of DNA-templated transcription. Gene Ontology annotation, cellular component: histone acetyltransferase complex; nuclear protein-containing complex.
UCUCCAAGGAGAAAGCCGGUGCGCGUAACUGAAACUGAAACCUGAAACGUAUCCAGUAAAUGAUGUAAAGCAGAUCUGCCACCCAGAACGCGGGAGCCCUGGGACCCGAGGACGUCACGGUGGUGCCUCUGAUCACGGGCUGUGUUUCAUGCCUUCUAGAGUGGACAGCACACUUUGGUCCUGGAGGGAAAGUAUCUUUACGUGGUAGAAGUGACCCUGGAAAGUCCACCUGGCUGGCUCUGGUCGUCCGGACUGUGGUGUUCCCUACGUCUGGCAAAGUAGUGUUGGAGGCCCUGGCAGUUCUGAAGGUUCCUGUCAUUCUUGAUAAGAAACUUAGUAGUCAAGGAAAAUAGUUGCUUUUUUUCCUUUUCUUGUUUCUCUCUCUUUUUUUUUUUUUUGUGAACCUGAGUUUUUCAGACAGCUGGCCCUGUUCAGCGCGUUUCCUUCCUCUUUCCUUCCCUUUCUCAUGGGAGUCUCGGAGACGCUUUGCAGCGCACACGCUUGUGCAUAGUCUCGGUUUGACGCUUUUCUGCACCUGCGGUUCAGAUGAGCAGCAAAAGAAGCAGAGACCGAUCAAAACGAAACCGCGUCGCGCGAACCCUUGACUUGGUGCUGGCAGCCUUUUCCUGACGGUUAGGAAAAGCACCCAGUCCCCUUCCCGUCGCGAGCUUCUCACGUUGUCCACCUCUGUUUAUCCAGUUUCUGAAUCGCUCAGGUCUGGAUUUCACGCUGCCUCCUGCCUCUGUCGUGGCCAUGUCACUGCUGAUGGCACCGCUCACGCAGCAGGCGGAAGCCAGAGGCCCCGAGAGGCGCCAGCCCGCUUGCUCUUUGUGAGGUCAUGAGACGAGUGCGCACCGAGCAGAUUCAGAUGGCCGUGUCCUGCUACCUCAAGCGCCGGCAGUACGUGGACGCAGACGGUCCCCUGAAGCAAGGGCUGCGGCUGUCGCAGACCGCUGAGGAGAUGGCGACCAACCUCACAGUCCAGUCAGAGUCUGGCUGUGCCAACAUCGUGUCUGCAGCCCCUUGCCAGGCAGAGCCCCAGCAGUACGAAGUGCAGUUUGGACGGCUGCGGAAUUUUCUCACUGAUUCUGAUUCCCAGCACAGGCACGAGGUCAUGCCUCUCCUCUACCCUCUCUUUGUCUACCUCCAUCUCCACCUGGUCCAGAACAGUCCCAAGAGCACCGUGGAGAGUUUCUACAGCCGCUUCCACGGGAUGUUCCUGCAGAACGCCAGCCAGAAGGACGUCAUCGAGCAGCUGCAGACCACUCAGACCAUUCAGGACAUCCUGUCGAACUCCAGGCUUCGCGCGUUCCUAGACAACAAGUACGUGGUUCGUCUCCAGGAAGACAGCUACAACUACCUGGUCCGCUACCUCCAGAGCGACAACAACACUGCCCUGUGCAGAGUCCUCACCUUGCACGUCCACCUGGACGUGCAACCUGCCAAGAGAACAGACUACCAGCUCUACGCCAGCGGCAGCUCCUCCCGCAGCGAGAGCAGUGGCCUGGAGCCCCCCGACGUGCCCAGCCCCAUCCUGCAGAACGAGGCCGCCCUGGAGGUCUUGCAGGAGAGCAUUAAGCGUGUCAAGGACGGGCCUCCGUCCCUCACCACCAUCUGCUUCUAUGCCUUCUACAACACAGAGCAGCUGCUGAACACUGCAGAGAUCUCCCCCGAUAGCAAGCUGCUGGCUGCUGGGUUUGACAACUCCUGUAUAAAACUCUGGAGCUUACGAUCCAAGAAGUUGAAAUCGGAGCCCCAUCGAGUGGACGUGUCCCGCAUCCAUUUGGCUUGUGACAUCCUGGAGGAGGAGGACGAUGAGGUCGAUGGCGCGGGCACCGAGAUGAAGAUCCUACGCGGACACUGCGGGCCCGUGUACAGUGCGCGGUUCCUCGCGGACAGCUCAGGGUUGCUCUCCUGUUCUGAAGACAUGUCCAUCCGGUACUGGGACCUGGGCAGCUUCACCAACACCGUGCUGUACCAGGGACACACCUACCCGGUGUGGGACCUGGACAUCAGCCCGUACAGCCUGUACUUCGCCAGCGGGUCCCACGACCGCACUGCCAGGCUGUGGUCAUUUGAUCGGACGUACCCGCUGAGGAUAUACGCAGGACACCUGGCAGAUGUGGACUGUGUCAGGUUCCACCCGAACUCAAACUACUUGGCCACGGGCUCGACCGACAAGACUGUGCGGCUGUGGAGCACUCAGCAGGGGAACUCGGUGAGGCUCUUCACGGGCCACCGCGGCCCCGUGCUGUCCCUCGCCUUUUCUCCCAAUGGUAAGUACUUAGCAUCUGCUGGCGAGGACCAGCGGCUGAAGCUGUGGGACUUGGCCUCUGGGACCCUGUAUAAAGAGCUAAGAGGCCACACAGAUAACAUCACCAGCCUGGCCUUCAGCCCAGACAGUGGCUUGGUCGCCUCGGCCUCCAUGGACAACUCGGUGCGUGUCUGGGACAUCAGGAACGCGCUCUGCAGUGCACCUGCCGACGGCUCCUCCAGCGAGCUCGUGGGCGUGUGCACCGGGCAGAUGAGCAAUGUCCUAAGUGUGCAGUUCAUGGCCUGUAACCUCCUUCUGGUGACUGGAAUUACCCAAGAAAAUCAGGAACAUUAAUUUUUUGUCUCUGUUGGAACAGACUGGGGCAGUGGUAGAAAGCCUCCCCUGCAGUCUUCCGACAAGCAGAGGUGGAAUCACAGACUGUGAAAGAGCCCCUUCCCCUUUCUUCUGGCCCCUCCAUCAGCCCCCCAGUGUGGGAGGGCAGAGGGCAGGGCUGGCGGUGGCGAGUGGACACGCGAUCGAGAACUGGGGUGGUCCGGAGGGCGAAGGCAAGUUCUCAGAGACCCCGCCGCGGCUGAGUGCCAGCACGUCCGUCUCUGUCCCACUUGGCCAGAGGGCCCGUUGUGUGGCGCUCUCAGAGGCAGCACGGUGGGUGUCCCUGUGGCCAGCCCUGGUGGAAGGGACAUCCCUGUUAGUGGAGGGCUGCAGGGGUGAGAGCCAGGAAAAGGGAGGGGAGGAUCCUGGGGAAAGUCUUCCCUUUUCCAGAAUUAUAGAGAACCCGGAUUUUUUAUUAUUGUUAUUGUAAUUAUAAUUAUUAUUAUUAUUGAGAAGAGGAAACCUAGCACUGGCAGAGAGGGCCUUCUCUGCUUUUUUAUUUCAGGUUUGACUCCUGGCACUGGCAGUGAUACUUGGAAUUUUGAGGUUCAGGGAAUUCAGAGAAUUUGGUAGCACAGUGUACCAGGAGAAAGGGAAAUUUCGGGUGGUAGAUUGAUCACUCCAGUGGACAUGUUUCUGGAGGUGGGUGGCUGGGUGGGUUUGACGAAGAACAUUCUGGGCUCUUGCCAUGACUUUGGGAAAGAGAGAUUCUUUUUUAUGGCUGCACUUCUGUUAUUAAUUCUCUCCCCUGAAAAGAUUAUGAUAUAAGAUAAUCUGGAAUGAUACGUCACCAGAUGGAAAGAUGUGGGACUUGCGCGUGGCGGAGCCCCCGCAUGCUGUUCCCCUGCACCCGCGAGGUCCACUCCCGCCUACUGCCUGUGGUCCUGGCCCCAGGAGCGCUUUGUGAGAUGCACACCCGUCUACCCGUGCUCCCAGGGGAAAGCAAGCUCUAAUUCGUGGAGAAAGGAUUAAAUAUUUCUGUUUUCUGAAAAGAGUUAUUUUGUAUUUUGUUUUUUAUUAAAAUGUAUUUAGUUUCAAACAAAA